AAUCGCGUGUACUGAAAUUAAAUAUUUUUGAUAGCAAAGCAUUAGAAUGGGUUACUGAGCUGAAUGAAAAAGGUGAAAUGAUACCAGUUGGGCCUCUUAGUACCCUGAUACCGGAGAUGUUCCACCAGCACCUUACCAGAAUCACCCUUAAAUCUUACUUGGCUGCAACCCAUGAUGUAGCUCAGGAAUUGGAACGAAAAAUUUCACCAGCAGACAUUCCUGUCAUUGUGAAGGAAUAUACAGAAACAGUCUAUGGAAAGGUGUUGGAGCAUGUGAAUGAUCUCGGGAGGGUUGCUGUGGAGAGAAUACAUCCAUGGGUGUUAAAUGUAUUGAUAGACUUAGAUGGAUUUGAUCAUAUUAUAUGCAGUGAGAUUGUUGAAGAUGAUCAAAUACAGGAAGAACCAAGUAACGAACACCAUCCUCAGACUAGUAGGUUCAUUUGGAGUACAGAAAUUGUGAAAGUUUUAAUUGAUUUGCAUACAGAAAAGGAGGAACUAUUCAAAAAGCCAAGCGUGAAAAAAAUAAGUGUGUGGAAAGCGAUCGCACAAGAAAUAAACAAAAUCAGCAGCACUGGUGUUUCACCAGCACAGUGUGAGCAAAAGUGGAAAAACAUUACUAAGAAAUUUAGAGAUACUAUCGACCACAACAAGAAAUCUGGGUCUGAUAGAAAAGAGUGCCCUUUUUACAACGAACUGCAACACUGCUAUGGCUAUAAGCCUAAUGUACUCCCACAGUUUACAGCUGGCUCAAGUCAUUCUGAUGCAGCUGCUUCAAUACAACACAGUGAGAGUGUGGACUUAAGCCAGCAAAGUGAGGGGGUAACAGAGGAUGCCAGCAUAGAGAAUACCGUGAACAAUGGUUGUAUUGAUGUGAACAACAAUGAACGCAGAAAACCGAAAAGAAUGAAAAAGAAUGAUGAAAUUGUGAAUGUUUUAAAGAAUAUUCAAACAGAAAUGAAAAAUGAACAACAUGAAUUAAUCAAAACUUUACAGAAACAUCAUGAAGAGAGAAUGAAAGUGGAAGAGAAAAGAUUAGAUCUGUUAGCAUCUUUGGUUUCAUCCAUAAAAAAAUGAGAA
Messenger RNA from Mya arenaria, 1076 nucleotides. RefSeq lists its product as uncharacterized. Lineage: Eukaryota; Metazoa; Mollusca; Bivalvia; Myida; Myidae. The transcript has 4 exons. The record is from RefSeq and is a predicted model, not a curated record. Bases 78 to 1073 code for a protein of 331 amino acids.